This is a messenger RNA of Archocentrus centrarchus (flier cichlid), 1032 nucleotides long. Its product is annotated as C-type lectin domain family 12 member B-like. The record is from RefSeq and is a predicted model, not a curated record. The transcript is spliced from 7 exons. The coding region runs from base 146 to 997 and encodes 283 amino acids. Lineage: Eukaryota; Metazoa; Chordata; Actinopteri; Cichliformes; Cichlidae.
CAAUAGGAAGAGGAACCUUCGGUUUGUUCUGUAUUGAAGUGUGUGUGUGUGUGUGUGGGGGGGGGACUUUAAAAGAGCAGAAUCACUUCUUGUUGAGAACAGUUCUCACUCUCACUGCACUGAAGACAGCUUGUUGUCUUUAAGGAUGGAGGAAGAAGUCCAUUAUUCCACUGUGGUUUUCAGACAUGAAAAAAACAAGGACUCACCAAAACCCAGAGAACCCAGAGAACUCAGAGAACCCAAAGAACCCGCUGCUACGUCCUCUGCACCCAAAACAGAUGGCGAAGCAGCUGUGUGCUCUCACUUUCCUUUUCUGCUCGUGUGUUUGGGGAUACUUUGUGUCCUCCUGGUGGCGGCCAUCAUCACCAUCAUCUACAUCAGUCUGUUAAUGAACAAACAGGCAGGAAACCUGAGCGACCUCACAGCAGAAAAGCAGCGCCUGACCACAGAGAAAUUAAUCUUGGAGAAUAAAACCGAGGAGCUGAGACGACAGAGAGAUGGUCUCAACUGGACGCUGGAAGUCAUCCUGAAAUUUGACAGCUUUCCAGUAAAAGAUUACUGCCCUGGUAGAACGUGUCAGCCAUGUAUGAAGGACUGGAUCCUAUAUGAGAACCACUGCUACUUCUUUUAUAGUAAAGACCCUCCUUGGAAAACAUGGGAGCAAAGUCGAAGUUUCUGCAAAAACACAUCUGCAGAUCUGGUUGUUAUUGACAAUCUGCAAGAACAGGAAUUCGUCAGUAAUCACACAAAAUCUUACUACGAUAUUAGCCAUGGUUACUUUAUUGGGUUGGAAAAGAAAGGAGAUGAAUGGGUCUGGAUUGAUGGACGCAACGACACUUUAAGGUACUGGGCGAUUAAGACAUCUGGUGCAGGUGCUUCACGCACAUUUGUGCUGGUCAUCCCCGGGAAGAAGGCCACAGAAAGCUGGGUUAACGUAGAAAAUGGAUUUGAGAACAAAUUCGUCUGUGAGCGUGAAGCCCUGAUAUGGUCCCCUUAGUUCCAGCUUGUUCUCAUCUUUACAGGAUGGAGAAC